AAUAGCUAUAAAUACUAAUGUUUAGUUUCAAUGGAAAACAAAAAAAAAAUGUUGUUAAUUUUUUUUCUAGUGAUUUUAGUGUUGGGUUUGCCUGUAAAAGGCCAAUUGCAAAAUGGGUUUUAUUCUUCUUCUUGUCCAAAAGCUGAAUCCAUUGUUAGGUCUACUGUUGAAUCUCACUUCCAGAAAGAUCCAACCAUUGCUGCUGGAUUGCUCAGGCUUCAUUUUCAUGACUGUUUUGUUCAGGGUUGUGAUGGCUCUGUGUUAAUUACAGGGUCUUCUGCAGAGAGAAACGCAUUGCCAAAUUUAGGUUUAAGAGGAUUUGAAGUCAUUGAUGAUGCUAAAUCACAAUUAGAGGCCUUGUGCCCUAACGUUGUCUCUUGCGCUGAUAUACUAGCGUUAGCUGCUCGUGAUUCUGUGGAUUUGAGUGAUGGUCCAAGCUGGACAGUUCCAACAGGUAGAAGAGAUGGUAGGGUAUCUUCAUCAUCUGAAGCCUCUAAUUUACCGUCACCUCUUGAUUCUAUAGCCAUUCAAAAGCAAAAAUUUGCAGCUAAAGGCCUUGAUGAUCAUGACCUCGUCACCUUAGUAGGGGCGCAUACCAUAGGACAAACAGAUUGCCUGUUCUUUAGAUACAGGUUAUACAAUUUCACAACAACAGGAAAUGCAGACCCAACAAUAAAUCAAUCAUUUUUAGGACAACUUCAGGCCCUUUGUCCUAAAAAUGGAGAUGGCUCCAAAAGAGUUGCUUUAGACAAAGACAGCCAAUCUAAAUUUGAUGCAAGCUUUUUUAAGAAUGUAAGAGAUGGUAAUGGAGUUUUGGAGUCAGACCAGAGAUUAUGGGAUGAUGCCAUUACAAGAAGCAUUGUAAAAAAUUAUGCAGGGAAUAUAAGAGGGUUACUUGGGUUUAGAUUUGAUUUUGAGUUCACUAAAGCUAUGAUUAAAAUGAGUAGCAUUGAAGUCAAGACUGGAACCUCUGGAGAAGUCAGAAAGGUUUGCUCAAAGUUCAAUUAAUUAAUCUUAAAAUUGUAUGAUAAAUAAAUUAUUGUAUAUAUACAAAAUUAUUAAGUGUAAUAUAUAAUUAAUUUUAAGUGUUGGGCAGUAUUAUUAGAAUAAAUUAGUCUAAAUAAAGAGUUGUUUUAUUAAUUAUAGUAAUAGUAUAAUACCCUUUCGAGAAA
This is a messenger RNA of Jatropha curcas, 1172 nucleotides long. RefSeq names its product peroxidase superfamily protein. Gene Ontology annotation, molecular function: peroxidase activity; heme binding. NCBI's taxonomy places the organism in Eukaryota, Viridiplantae, Streptophyta, Magnoliopsida, Malpighiales, Euphorbiaceae. Gene Ontology annotation, biological process: response to oxidative stress; hydrogen peroxide catabolic process. The record is from RefSeq and is a predicted model, not a curated record.